UGACAUGAGGCUGUAUGCACGUGACUACACCAUUAUACCUCUCUCACAUUAUCACUGCUUUACUCAGCUCUUGCUGGAUUUUUCUACACAAGGAACCUGCUCAAAGGGACAGGUAGCGGAUAUAGAUUAUUCUUUAAGGAGUAAGGUAGCUGAGCCGUUGCUAUGAGCGUACAGGAGCUAAGAAACGAGAGGGAAGGAGAAGAUAUGGUUGAUGACAGGCCAAGACCAAUUGAGAUUAUAAUACCUGAGGAUGAUCAUAAGUUUAAGUUGAAUAUCGAGGCUCUGGAGGACAUAUUGUGUGAUGAUGAAGUGAGAGACAAACCUGUGGUAGUUCUCUCGGUCGCCGGAGCUUUUAGAAAAGGGAAAUCGUUCUUGUUGGAUUUCUUCCUUCGCUAUCUUGGUCAUAAGAAAGGAUCCAGAGAGACUAGCAGGAAUGACUGGAUGGGAGAGGAUGAUGAACCAUUGACUGGCUUUUCGUGGAGAGGAGGAGUAGAGAGGAACACCACUGGGAUAUUAAUGUGGAGCGAGGCAUUCCCUGCUACUCUAGAAUCAGGAGAGGAGGUCUGUGUAUUAAUAAUGGAUACUCAAGGAGCUUUUGACAACCAGUCAACAGUAAAGGACUGUGCCACCAUUUUUGCACUUAGUACAAUGAUAUCAUCCGUCCAGGUUUAUAAUUUGUCAAUGAUGAUACAAGAGAAUGAUCUUCAGCACCUUCAUUUAUUUACAGAGUAUGGGAGACUGGCACUCAAACAAAGCAAAUUCAAACCUUUUCAAUCAUUGUGUUUUUUGGUACGUGACUGGAGUUAUCCUUAUGAUCAUUUUUACGGUGAAGAAGGUGGAAGAAAAUAUUUAGACAAAGUACUCACUGUGUCAGAGACUCAGCACGAGGAGAUUAAACUAGUACGCAAGCACAUUUCUUACUGCUUUGAUUCAAUAUCGUGCUACCUGAUGCCUCAUCCUGGCCUUAAAGUAGCAACCAACCCUCAUUUCGAUGGAAGACUAUCAGACAUUGAUAGCGAAUUUAAAAAAUUCCUUUUCGAGCUUGUUCCCUUCUUACUACAAUCUAAAAAUUUAGUCGUCAAAAAAAUAAACGGAAACAUAAUAACUGGCCGAGGCCUCCUUGAAUGUUUUAAGGCUUAUAUUAAAAUAUUUGAGAGUGAAUCACUUCCUGAGCCAAAGUCAAUGCUAGAGGCAACGGCUGAGGCUAACAAUCUAACAGCACAAGCAGCUGCCAUUGACAAGUAUAACAAAGAAAUGGAAGAAUUGUGUGGUGCUGAUAAACCUUACUUAGCUCCUCAGAAACUCGAAGAGGAACACAAGUCCCUCCGAAUGCUCUGCCUGGAACAGUUUUUCGAGACGCCCAAGAUGGGUGGGGAUGUCUUCAGUGCUGAAUACAUGAAGAAACUAGAGAUAAUGAUUGACGAGGCAUACGAGAACUUUGUCAAACGUAACGAGAGCAAGCAACUGAUGAAUGCAUACAGGACACCAGCUGUCCUUUGUCUUGUAAUGGUCCUCUCUUACAUCCUCUCCACCAUAUUGGAUAUGUUUGGCAUAGAGAGCCUCUCACAGACUGCUGUACUGGGUCUGUACAUACCACUCCUGCUGGUCGGGCUAUGGGUCUAUGUGAGGUACACUGGACAGUUGAGGAGCGUAGGAACCAUCAUUGAUAACUUUACUUCAGCUAUAUGGGAUCAAGCUUUACAACCGAUUUAUAUGAAAUUAUUACAGAGAGGCCUAGAGCAGGCAGUUAAUAUAGCAGGGACUUCAAAAGAAAAGAAAACAAACUAAUUAUUAAUUAUUAUUAUUAUUAUUAUGACUUACACUCGCUGACACUAUAAUUAUAUGAACUACAAUUAUGUCUUUGGAAAGUGUAGAUCUAUUUCUAAUGUUAAUUAUGUUAUGAAUUAUUAUACUCUAUUUACCAUAAUUUUAUGUGUAGUUGGAUUUUAUUCUAGUUUAAUUUUCAUUGUGACAUUCACAUAAUCAUUAAAAA
This is a messenger RNA of Amphimedon queenslandica, 1993 nucleotides long. Its product is annotated as atlastin-2-like. The transcript is spliced from 12 exons. Gene Ontology annotation, molecular function: GTP binding; GTPase activity. Bases 163 to 1788 code for a protein of 541 amino acids. NCBI's taxonomy places the organism in Eukaryota, Metazoa, Porifera, Demospongiae, Haplosclerida, Niphatidae. The record is from RefSeq and is a predicted model, not a curated record.